Messenger RNA from Arachis ipaensis, 1259 nucleotides. The record is from RefSeq and is a predicted model, not a curated record. Lineage: Eukaryota; Viridiplantae; Streptophyta; Magnoliopsida; Fabales; Fabaceae.
AACCAGAAAUGCAAUAUUUUCUGUCAACCUCAGCUUAUCCCUCUCCAUUUGUUCACUUGUGAGGCUCAACAUGGCCAUGACAUCAUCAUCAUCAUCAUCACCAUCAGCAUUAUGAAGACUAAGAUUUUCUCUCCUGCCCAUAGUGGGAGCCAUGAAGAAGAAGAAGAUAGAGCCUUAUCAGGAAGAACAACAGCACCAGCACCACAAACAAGAACAAGAAGAGUUGGAAAUAUUGAAAGCAGUGGCACAAUCCUGGUACAGCCACUCAGGAAGCUCUAAACCUAUGAGUGAGUUUGAUGCACGCAGAAGAAACUUCAAAGUGAAGCCUUCAAGGUUCAAGCUAGAAGCAAUGAGGGACACAGGUUCUUCUUCUUCUUCUUCUUCUUCUUCCUCUUCUUCACCUUGUUACUGGAAUUUUCAGCAGUCACUUUGGGAUUCAUAUGAACUUUGUGACAGUGUCAAGAGGAUUGAAAUGGGGUUGGAUUUAGAUAAUAACCCUUUUGGUUACUUAUGUGGUUCGAUUCAAAGCCAACGGAGUCGAAAGCCGGAGAGUAAGAAUAACCUCAGAAACCUGUUCUCUCAUUUUUCUUCUAGGCGGUUUAAUGCUACCAAGAAUGAUGAAAAUGUUAAUUAAAAGAUAUAAACUAAAAUAGUGCGCUAGUCCUUCUUCAGAAAAUCUUUGAUUGUUAUGCAAGAGAAUAGCUAGUUUCAAAUUCUGGCUUAUUCUUGGUACGACAUGUAUUUUUAUUUUACAAGAGUUUGAUUGUGUUUGAUUUGAGCAUCAAUGAAACAAUAAAGCCAUGGCAUGCUAAUUAAAAUAUGUGUAUAUAUUCAUUCAUUCAUUCAAUAGUUGAUACAUGGAUAGAAAAGCAGUACAUAAAUAAAAUCACAUCUAGAUUUGUAAUAAGCAAACAUAAUGGCUCGUUAAGCAGCCAUUUAUUUCUCACCAUCACACUACUGAUCUUGAUGUAUUAGGAAGCAUAUGCUAUACAGUAACGUAGACACACUACUCAAGAAAUAACUUUUUUAAUUUUAAGGCCUAAAGGUCUUCCAGGGGUGCAACUCAAAGCCACCCUUGUUCUUCUUGGGAUAGUACUGAUCAGAAUCAACAUAUUCAUAGGUGGCUUCACCAUCCUGAUUGUCAGGGUUGGUGGUUCUUCCAUAGUCUACUACUUCAACCCUCUCAUCAUCACGACGAGGCUGGAGAGGGUAGCCAUAGUUUUGACAUCCCUCGUCUUUCCCAUAAACAGUUGCCUUCU